This is a messenger RNA of Echinops telfairi (small Madagascar hedgehog), 954 nucleotides long. Its product is annotated as olfactory receptor 51I2-like. Gene Ontology annotation, molecular function: G protein-coupled receptor activity; olfactory receptor activity. The transcript has a single exon. The record is from RefSeq and is a predicted model, not a curated record. Gene Ontology annotation, cellular component: membrane. Lineage: Eukaryota; Metazoa; Chordata; Mammalia; Afrosoricida; Tenrecidae. The coding region runs from base 1 to 954 and encodes 317 amino acids. Gene Ontology annotation, biological process: G protein-coupled receptor signaling pathway.
AUGGGUCUUAUAAAUAGCAGCUGGUUUCAGCCACCAACUCUCCUUCUAACAGGUAUCCCUGGUCUGGAGGCUGUACAAGAAUGGAUCUCGAUUCCACUGGGUGUCAUGUACCUCAUUGCCCUGCUAGGGAACUGCACCAUCCUCUUUGUUAUCAGAACCACUGCCAACCUUCAUGAGCCUCAAUAUAUCUUUCUGUCUAUGCUAGCAGCUACAGAUGUGGGUCUGUCAUUAUCAACUCUGCCCACAGUACUUAACGUCUUCCUUCUGAAUCACAGAGAAAUUGAGUUCCAUUCUUGCCUGACACAGAUGUUUUUCAUACAUGCUUGUUCAUCCGUGGAAUCAGCCAUUCUGUUGGCCAUGGCUUUUGAUCGUUUUGUAGCUAUUCGUGACCCGCUGCACUACACUGUGAUCUUAACCCCUGCUAGAAUUACUGUGAUGGGACUUGUGGCUGUGGCUAGGGGUGUGGCUUUAAUGGUCCCAUUGCCAAUCCUACUCAAGCGAUUGCCAUUCUGCAAGGGUGUGAUUCUAUCUCAUUGUUACUGCUACCAUCCUGAUGUUAUGAAAUUGGCCUGUGGGCCUGUAAGAAUCAAUAUAAUCUAUGGGUUGUGCCUUGUUCUCUGCUCCUUUGGAGUUGACUCUGUGUUCAUUAUAAUUUCAUACAUUCUGAUUUUGAAAACAGUGCUGGGUAUUGCCUCAAAAGAUGGUCAGGUCAAGGCACUUAAUACGUGUGUUUCCCACAUCUUUACUGUCUUCAUCUUCUAUGUGCCACUCAUUGUUCUGGCCUUAAUUCAUAGAUUUGGCACGUUCACAUCUCCCCUUCUCCAUGUAACCAUGGCAAAUCUCUUCCUCUUCUUGACCCCCGUUCUUAACCCUUUGGUUUAUAGCCUAAAGACCAAACAGAUAAGAUCAUCAUUGCAGAAGGUAUUCAAGGGGACGGGAAAUCUGCUGCAGUAA